AUGGCAAUCACAAAAUUCGUCUCUCUGGACCAUACCAGGAUUCCAGGAUUUCCAGACGCGCCAGUUCAUCUAGACAGAGCACCCAUCAAAAUGGUCGACGACGUAGACGCAGGGUUUACCCAACACACCGAUACCAGCAACUUGACCACCGCAGUUGGCAUCACCACAAUCCUAUUUCGCUGGUCUCCUGACGCCUUGCACGCGUUUCUCGACAUCGACGCUUGGUUCUCUUUUACAUGGCAACUCACAAUCUCCUCUGUUUGCAAAUACGAAAUCGGAAGAGUGGAAAACCAAAUCACGAUUGGAAAACUCGAUGCCGAGGGCGAAAAGUGGGAAUUGAUGUUGACGUACAAUAUCGCUACUCAAGGACAAGACAGAGGCAAAUGGAUCCCCAAUACUGCAGAAAGCAUGCUAGGCAACACAGACUUGACCGAUGCUGCUCAAAUCGACAGAUUGGCGAGAAACUUUGCAAAAGAUUUGUGUUUGCAGGAGGUGUGGUUUACGAGUAAAGGGCGCAAACAUGAGUUGUUUGUGGAAUAUGCCUUGAUGGAUCCGUUUAGCGAUGGGAUACCGAUGAAUCCGCAUUGGUUGUAUGAUGCGCCUAAUGUGGGGCAUUGCACUACUUGCGAUGUCUAUAAGGAUGUUAAGCCAUUGCAGCGCUGUGGGAGAUGCGGUACAGCGGCUUAUUGCUGUGCGUUGCAUCAAAAGCUGGAUUGGCCGGUGCACAAGACUACCUGCAACAUGAGUCUGGAAGAUAGAGGGCAAAUGUUGAAGAUUUCGCAGCAUGGAGGGCUUGUGGGAUGGGAUCUUUCUCAGAGGUUGGAAAACGAAGAUGAGGAGGAGCCAAAGGGAGAGGAGGCACAGGCAAAGAAGAUGUCCAAGAACCCCAACUUUGUCACGCCGCAGCUGAAGGGGCAGCGUCAGACGAAUUUCAGCAUCAAUAUGAUGUAG
Messenger RNA from Aureobasidium vineae, 951 nucleotides. The record is from the annotation of a GenBank genome assembly. NCBI's taxonomy places the organism in Eukaryota, Fungi, Ascomycota, Dothideomycetes, Dothideales, Saccotheciaceae.